UGAGUUGUCGUCCAGAAAAGAAAUUAGUUACAGUGCAUAAAACCGAAGAACAGAGGAGUAAUUUUCUUUAUGCAGAUCUAUAUAAUCUGCAAAAACAUACGUGACGCCAUUCAAAAAAUGUUAUCUUAUUAUUAUCAUCAUUAAUUAAAUAAAUAAAUAAAUAAAAGAAAAAGAGUAUGAGCGGAAAAUCUUGCAUUCGUUAAUUCAUCUUCUUCGUUAUUGAGAAUCAGAACAGAGCACAGAUCUCAACUACUUCUUCGUCUUCAAUGCAAUGGGGAGAGCCUCGAUUUUCGUGUACAUCGGUGUAGCCGUAGUGCUCCUCUUCUUCCUGUCGCGCUCACCACACAACCACCACUCCUCCACCCACCGCCACCGCCGCCUAAGGCUCCGCUCCAACUUCACCCUAACUCCAUCCCACCACCACUCCCACCAUGACCACGUCGCCUUCGACCCCCUCGUCGCCGAGAUCGAGCGCCGCCGCGAGGACAAGCAGUGGGAGAUGGAGCACCUCCGCCACAACCACCCCGAACUCGUUCACGAAGACGACUACGACGACUCCGCCCCCGGCCACGAGUCCCAGCCGGAGUGGGAGGACUUCAUGAACGCCGAGGACUACCUCAACGACGAGGACAAGUUCAAUGUCACCAACAGGCUCCUCCUCCUCUUCCCCAAGAUCGAUGUGGACCCCCCCGACGGGUUUGUUAGCGAGCACGAGUUGACUCAGUGGAACGUUCUCCAGUCCAACAGAGAGGUUCUCCACCGCUCCCAGAGGGAGAUGGAUCUCCACGACAAGAACCACGACGGCUUCGUCUCCUUCUCCGAGUACGAUCCUCCCAGCUGGGUUCACAAUUCAGGUGUUGGAUAUGACAUGGGUUGGUGGAAAGAAGAGCAUUUUAAUGCAUCUGAUGCCGAUGGAGAUGGUCUUCUCAACUUAACCGAGUUCAAUGACUUUCUUCAUCCAGCUGACAGCAAAAACCCAAAGCUUCAUCAAUGGCUGUGCCAGGAGGAAAUCCGGGAGAGGGAUACAGACCGUGAUGGGAAGAUCAACUUUAAAGAGUUUUUCCAUGGGCUCUUUGAUUUGGUAAGAAAUUAUGAUGAAGAAACUCACAAUGGUUCACAUCAUUCUGAUAAUUCAAUGGAUGCACCAGCUAGAAUGUUGUUUGCUCAGCUUGACAAAGAUGGAGAUGGGUUCUUGUCAGAUGUUGAACUACUCCCUAUAAUUGGGAAAAUCCAUCCAUCUGAGCACUAUUAUGCAAAGCAACAAGCAGAUUAUAUCAUUUCACAGGCGGACGCUGACAAAGAUGGGCGCCUUAGUUUGACUGAGAUGAUUGAGAACCCAUAUGUAUUUUAUAGUGCCAUUUUCAACGAUGAAGAUGAAGAAGACGACUAUGAUUACCACGACGAGUUCCGGUAAAAUUCUUGUUAGGAUACACCGCACAAACCUAGUUUUUGUUUUUGUGACGAGUCAGUGCAAAGUUAUGACAUAAUAUUGAAAGUUUUUACCUGUUAGGUUCAUAGUCUCAAUCCUGGUGGGGUUGCCAACAUUUGUUGCUUCUUUCCAUUGGUAUUAUAUCUGCUGCGAGUUCUUAGUUACUUUUUUGACUGCGGAAGCCUGUAAUAGAGAUAGAGUGAGAGUCACAGACACCUGCUAUAUUAGUUGGAGAACAAUAGAAUAUCUCAAUUUCAAUGUAAAACUUGUAUAAUAUACAGAUUUUCAAGUCACUGGCUGAGUAACACAUGAAUGGAUAAUAUUUGUACCAUAUGAUGAUGAUAAUGAUCUUGGUGGUUCUAGA
Arachis ipaensis is the source of this 1793-nucleotide messenger RNA. RefSeq names its product Calcium-binding EF hand family protein. NCBI's taxonomy places the organism in Eukaryota, Viridiplantae, Streptophyta, Magnoliopsida, Fabales, Fabaceae. The record is from RefSeq and is a predicted model, not a curated record. Gene Ontology annotation, cellular component: endoplasmic reticulum. Gene Ontology annotation, molecular function: calcium ion binding.